CAAAUAUCGCCUCCCAUACCAACAUGUCUAAAUCGCUGCAACUCAAGGAAGAAGGCAACCGCCACUUCCAAGCCGGCGACUACAUCGGUGCCGAUGGCCUCUACUCCAAAGCGUAAGUCCCAAUUCAACCUCUCUCUCUCUCUCCCCUCAACAACAAACCCCCAAAUCUCACACAAAAGCAUCAUCAACAGCAUCAUCGCCGACGCCAAAAACCCAGCCCUCUACACCAACCGCGCCAUGGCCCGCCUCAAGCUUGGCCACUGGGAAUCCGUCAUCGCCGACUGCCAGACCUGCCUCGCCCUCUCCCCCAGCAACAUGAAGGCCCACUACUACCUCGCCCAGGCCCAGCUCUCCAUCCGCGACUUCGACAGCGCCCUCGAAAACGCCCUCGCCGCGCACAAGCUCUGCGCCGCCACAAACGACAAGUCGCUCGGCGCCGUCACGGCCAUGGUGCUCAAGUGCAAGAAGGACCGGUGGGGGGAUCGCGAGAAGAAGCGUCUGCGGUUGGAGCGCGAGGUGGAGGAGCGCAUGCUGGAUUUGUUACGGAGGGAUCGCGAUGAGAUGCUCAUGGCGGAGGAGAGCGAGAUUGAGCGCAGGAUGAUUGAGGAGGAGGCGAAUGAAAAGAUUGCGACGCUGAGCAGUGUUUUUGAAGCGUCUAGGUCGCAGAACCAAAAGAAGCGCGAGGUUCCUGACUGGGCUAUUGACGACAUUAGCUUUGACAUCAUGGUCGAUCCCGUCAUUGUAAGUUUUCUCACCUUGGAUAUUCACUUAUACAAAAGAGACAGUAUACUUAUAUUUCCCCACAGACAAAAACAGGCAAAUCCUACGAACGCGCCACCAUCAUGGAGCAUCUCCGCCGCCACCCCUCCGACCCCCUCACCCGCGAGCCUCUCUCCGCCUCUGACCUGCGGCCCAACCUAGCCUUGCGGCAGGCGUGCGAGGAGUUUCUGGAGCAGAAUGGCUGGGCCGUCGACUGGUAGCUUUCUAUCUUUCGCCGCAGACAGCUCAUGUAGCUCGAGUGGUAUCACUCAGCUCAUUCGAGCAACAAUGGCUUCUCUUUCUGCCUUCGACAUGUUUUCGAUUAUAUUGUAGCGGGCGAUGCG
Messenger RNA from Trichoderma harzianum CBS 226.95, 1103 nucleotides. RefSeq lists its product as hypothetical. Gene Ontology annotation, molecular function: ubiquitin protein ligase activity; protein-folding chaperone binding. The coding region runs from base 94 to 921 and encodes 275 amino acids. The record is from RefSeq and is a predicted model, not a curated record. NCBI's taxonomy places the organism in Eukaryota, Fungi, Ascomycota, Sordariomycetes, Hypocreales, Hypocreaceae. Gene Ontology annotation, biological process: positive regulation of proteolysis; cellular response to misfolded protein; protein polyubiquitination. The transcript has a single exon. Gene Ontology annotation, cellular component: cytoplasm.